AUGGCCGGAGAACGUGCUCCCAAGUACCGGCAGGAGAUCCAGCAGAUGAUGUUCGUCUCUGGAGAAACCGCCGAGCCAUCUCAAGAAACAACUACCCUUAUCGAAGAAAUCGUCCGCCAACAAGUCGUUGAAAUGCUCACUCGCAGCACCGCCCUGGCAACCCGCCGCGGAAACCGAUCAAUAUCAACCGACGACCUGAUCUUUCUAAUCCGACACGACAAAGCCAAAGUCAGCCGCCUCAGAACUUUCUUAUCGUGGAAAGACGUCCGCAAAAACGUCAAGGACUCGGAUGACAAGGCCGGUGCAGAUGCCGCCGAUUUCGCGGCUGGCGACGAUCCGCUCGCGGGCGCUGGUGUAGCUGGCCCCCAGGAUAUGGCCGCAAAACCGAAAAAUAAACGUGCCAAAGUCGGGUUACCGUGGGACAUUAACAGUUUUUAUUCCGUGCAAGCACCGGAGCGAGAGGAUGAGGAGGACGAAGAAGAGGAAGAACAGAAUUAUGCUACGCUACAACGUCUCGCAACCGCCGACGAACGGACGAAGAAUAUGACGAGAGAGGAAUAUGUGUUCUGGUCGGACUGUCGACAGGCGUCUUUUACAUUUCGGAAGGGUAAACGAUUCCGUGAAUGGGCUGGAUUCGGAAUUGUGACUGAGUCGAAACCUAAUGAUGAUAUUGUCGAUAUUUUGGGGUUCUUGACGUUUGAGAUUGUGCAAACGCUAACCGAGGAAGCGCUCAAAGUGAAAGAGCGCGAAGAUCGUGAAAAGAAAGGUAGAGGAGGGGCGGAUUCUGAUGCAGGCGAUAAUCCGAAGAAGAGGAAACGUGAGACGGGACUGUUUGAUCCUCCGGAAGAAGGGAGGACGCCGAUUGAGCCGAGACAUAUUCGAGAGGCGUUUAGGAAGUUGCAAGCGACGCCGCAGAAGAAUGUCGCUAUGUUGUUACAUGAUGGGCGUGUUCCUGCGCGGUUUCCUAUUCGGUUGGUUUGA
Molecule: messenger RNA, 981 nt
Organism: Talaromyces amestolkiae
Lineage: Eukaryota; Fungi; Ascomycota; Eurotiomycetes; Eurotiales; Trichocomaceae
Exons: 2
Coding region: 1-981 (326 amino acids)
Biological process (GO): transcription by RNA polymerase II
Cellular component (GO): SAGA complex
Molecular function (GO): protein heterodimerization activity; transcription coregulator activity
Source: RefSeq, a predicted model, not a curated record